Molecule: messenger RNA, 624 nt
Organism: Mucor mucedo
Lineage: Eukaryota; Fungi; Mucoromycota; Mucoromycetes; Mucorales; Mucoraceae
Exons: 1
Coding region: 86-538 (150 amino acids)
Source: RefSeq, a predicted model, not a curated record
AUUUGAUUCUCUCUUUCUCUCUCUCUCUUUUUUAUUUCUUUCUGCUUUCUUUAUACACAUACAUACUUUUUUUUUUUGUCAAACAAUGCAAGAUUUAGGACCACCGCCAGCACCUAAGCCAGUUACCAUGCCUCCCAUGUCGCCAGAAGAUAAAAAGAAGCUUGGUGGCGGUGGUGGAGGAGGAGGAGGUGGAGGAGGAGCGCCAGCAGCACAUGUAGUGGCUAGUCCGAUGCCAAUGAUGGGCAGUCCAAUGCCAAUGAUGGGAGGACCCAUGAUGAUGGGAGGUUGCCCUACAGUAGGUGGUAUGGGACCUAAUUUGGUGUUUAAUUUCAAUCAACCUUAUGGAAUGGGUAUGCCCAUGUAUGGUGCAGCUCCUGUAGCAGUGGUGGCAGAAGCUGGUUGUGGGUGUAAAGAAGAAAAACCACCACCAAAAAAAUGUCCACCAAUACAAGUGCAAGGUGAUCCUACCUGGACUCGACCACGUCUGGUUGUUAAAAAAGGUGCUAAAUUAAAAGAUGAUCCAUGUGUGAUUAUGUAACUAUAAAAAAAAAACCUCAAUGUAUAAUUCUGAUAUCCCCCACCUACUAUAAUUUAAAAAUAAAUAUAUAUAUAUAUUCUAUCCCC